GUUUUACGCUGAAAAAAGCCUGUCAAGCACGGACUGUUGUGGUUCUUGAUUUAAUAGCUACAUAAUUGCCACAAAUGUCAAACAUUCACUGCUUCUGCGUGUGCAUGCGUGACUUUCUGUGUUUAUUUGUGAGUGUGUGUGUACGUGUGAUGUAAGCCCUUCGGUGUAAGCACCAAAUAAGCGUCCAGAUGGAGCUCCUUAGCUUGGUGAUGCUUGGGGCAGCGAGGCUAAACAGAGGAACGCAGCCGUAGCACUUUUGGAACUAAAAAGCUGAUCGGAAACACAAAAACAAACACGAUCAACACCUUUUGCUUCCUCUGCAGGGCAGAGACGUCAUGAACGCCAGUGAGCCCUACACCAACUCCAACAUCACCCUGUCCAGCCUGACAGCCACCACCACUUCUCCCGUCAUCCCAAAGCCUCCGUCACACAUUCACGACCCGGAGUUCACCAUCAUGGUGGUGCUGGGCCUUUCGCUGCUGCUGGCGGGGCUAGCGGCCUUCCUGGCUGUGUGCCGACGCUCCGAUCAGGACGAAGACGUGGAGGGGAGCUGCACACCGGGGGAGAGGUGCAAUCGGCGCGGGCGAGGUUUGUCCACCGAGCCGCAGCUGAAGAUGUGGAAGAGGCUGGGCUCGUACCGACGCACCUACAACCUGUCCUUCAGGCGUCCGCCUCACCGCAGGCCACAGCAGCGGGACAGGACACGCGUGUCCAGGUCUCCGGGGUCAGAGACACCACAGACGGAGGCCAGCGCCGAGCCUCCGCUCACUAUGCCCUGCCUUUUUGACUAUGUCACUGAAAUCUGAUUCUAAUCUUGGUCGGCAGCCAAAAUGUUUAGUUCUGAGAAUGUAGAAAAAACUUUUGUAAUUUUUGUUUUGGUUUCCUGUCACAAAACGCUUUAAAAUGAAUGAAUGAGAAAAGCAUUUGAGGCAGGUAACUGGAUUUAUCCUGAAUGUCAAAAAAAAAAACACAUUUCAAAGGAACGAUGGAGGCGGUAGAACUCAUAAUGACUUACUUUCACGGCUUGAUUCAAAGCCUAAUGGACAGCAUCUAAAUUCAGUUCAUAUGAUUGUUUGGACAUGAAUUUUUAAUUUCCAAACUCAUUUUCAAAAUCUGGGGACAACAUCAUUCUUCUGCGUGGCACAGCUAAUCACCCCGCGGCAGAAAACGCCAUCAAUCUGCCGAUUCAGGUGCUCUGGGACAAACUCCUCCCGCGAUGGCCUCGACACAUGGAGAGCUCCCCAUAACGACAGGAGACGCCUCCACCCAAACUACAGCACUCUGUAAAUAAUUUAGUGAACUUUAAAUAAAUAAAUAAACAAAUAAAUAAAGGAUGAAAACGAAA
Nothobranchius furzeri (turquoise killifish) is the source of this 1345-nucleotide messenger RNA. NCBI's taxonomy places the organism in Eukaryota, Metazoa, Chordata, Actinopteri, Cyprinodontiformes, Nothobranchiidae. The record is from RefSeq and is a predicted model, not a curated record.